Molecule: messenger RNA, 2494 nt
Organism: Hyposmocoma kahamanoa
Lineage: Eukaryota; Metazoa; Arthropoda; Insecta; Lepidoptera; Cosmopterigidae
Gene: hyx
Product: parafibromin
Exons: 12
Coding region: 16-1677 (553 amino acids)
Biological process (GO): transcription elongation by RNA polymerase II; positive regulation of transcription elongation by RNA polymerase II
Cellular component (GO): Cdc73/Paf1 complex
Molecular function (GO): RNA polymerase II complex binding
Source: RefSeq, a predicted model, not a curated record
CACUACGACGUAAUCAUGGCGGACCCACUUAGUUUACUUCGCCAAUAUAAUGUAAAUAAAAAGGAAAUAAUUGAACGUGAUAACCAGAUUAUAUUUGGUGAAUUUUCAUGGCCUAAAAAUGUCAAAACCAACUAUCUUAUGUGGGGGUCUGGGAAGGAGGGCAGUGUCAAGGAAUAUUACACGUUGGAAUGUCUCCUGUUUAUCCUUAAAAAUAUCCACCUGACCCAUCCAGUAUAUGUCCGUCAAGCAGCUGCUGCAAACAUACCUCCUGUUCGCCGUCCAGACAGAAAAGAGUUGUUAGCAUAUUUAAAUGGUGAAACUGCUACCUGUGCAUCUAUAGACAAAAGUGCUCCAUUGGAAAUACCGACACAGGUAAAACGCACACAUGACAAUGAAGGUGGAGAAUCGGCAGCGAAGAAACCUCGCAUUGAAGAUAAUUUGCAAGUGCAAAAAGUGCGAGAACAACUCGCUGCUCGUCUUGAUGCACCUAAAGAGGCUUCAGUCACAGUUGACAACAUCAAAUCUCUAUCAGAGGCUAUGUCAGUGGAGAAAAUCGCCGCCAUUAAAGCCAAACGUCUAGCAAAGAAAAGAACUACUAUUAAAAGUAAUGACUACUCAGAUACAUUAGGAGUUGUAGGAUCAGACUUAAGGGCUAUUCUCGACUACGAUGUUGAUCUGACUAAAGAUAUCAUUAGCCGUGAAAGACAGUGGAGGACAAGGACUACAGUAUUACAGAGUAAUGGAAAGUCGUUCGCCAAAAGCAUAUCGGCGUUAUUGGGCAGUAUAAGAGCCCGUGAGGAAGGACGACCUGGAGUACCGCGUCCUCAACCCAUUAUAAUGCCACAACCUACUGUUAUACCUGCACAGCAAGCACAAUAUAACAGAUACGAUCAGGAACGAUUCAUUAGACAAAAAGAAGAGACUGAAGGCUUCAAAAUCGACACUAUGGGCACCUACCACGGUAUGACGCUAAAGUCGGUGACAGAAGGGCCUAGUGUGCCAGUGGCGGCACGUGCGCCCCAGACACCGAAUCACCCGAGACAGAUGCCACAAAACGGGCCGGUAUCAGCGGGCGGUACGCCAGGCCGGCGCGAACUUCUUCCCGUAGCUGCGGCCCGACCCCCGGCUGGAGGCGGUGGCGGCAAGCGACCUUCCCGCACUCCCAUCAUUAUCAUACCUGCAGCUGCCACAUCGCUCAUCACUAUGUAUAACGUUAAGGAUAUGCUGCAAGAUCUUAAAUUUGUACCUGUAGAACAGAAGAAAGCCGAAGGCGCUGCGCGUGAAAACGAAGUAUUAUUACAGAGAAGAAAAGGACCAGCCGGAGAACACGUACCAAAUAAUCAAGCCACAAUUACAGUGCCGUACCGAGUGGUAGACAACCCUGGGAGACUGUCAGCGGCGGAAUGGGACCGCGUUGUUGCCGUGUUCGUACAGGGACCCGCGUGGCAGUUUAAAGGCUGGCCUUGGGAAGGCAAUCCUGUACAAAUCUUUGCUCAUAUCUGCGCUUUCCAUCUCAAGUACGACGAAAUGAAGCUAGACGCAAACGUCGCUCGUUGGGCCGUGACGGUGCUCAAUCUCAGCCGCACCAAGCGGCAUCUCGACCGCGCCGCUCUACUCGGUUUCUGGGAAACACUUGACAGGCACAUGAUGAAAAACAAACCGCACCUUAGAUUCUAAGUUCGUUGUACGUAGCUGUAUAAAAGUUUAUCCUAUAGUUUAUUAUGACGUGUGAAUGGCGUCGAUUCUAAUGCGCAGUCAUCUUAAUCUAAACUAAUUCAAAUUUUAAUUCUAGUGCCGACGCUAUUGGCUGGAAUAUUUUAUGACAAAUGCUCAAGGAAAUAUCUUAAAUUUACUGCUGUGGUGUUAUACACUAAUGCAGUUUAUCUUCAACCACGUAUGGGAAAAUGAAACACAACUUAUAACGUUUUUAUAACAAUUACAUGGCUUUAAAGUGCAAUAAGAUAUUUUCAUUCAAUAUGGAGACAUUAGUCAAAUUAUUUCAGUUUUAGGUUAAGAAAUAUGCGUCUCAGAAUCGAACCCAAUAUCUGAUUUAUCAAUUAAAAGCAAAGUUAUCUAAGUCAACUCGCGCCAUUUCAAUAUUUUGGCCAAUUAUUUUUUUCCGAUUAAAUGAAACCUUCCAUAAAAUAUCUGAUAACAGACUACAUAUGUAAAGGACUGUUGCUAUUAUAGUAUGUAUUUGUAGGUACAAGUUUUAUGUAUAUUUUGCUACUUUUAUCUUCUAUCCAAUAUUAUAUUGUUGCACACAUUUUUAAACCUAAAUUCAGGUCAACCGUCUUAACGCGUGAAACGAAAGAAAAAGCUGUGGUAUUAUUAAUAUUAUAUUAUUCCAGCUCAGUGUUGCCUUUUCUACAGAUAAUUUAUACAGGGUUUUUUGUAAAAUAUUAACAACUUCUCAGGACUAUAUUACUAACAUCAUAAACAACAAUUUUUGUUCCUUGACUUUUAAUUAGAUUAGAUUUAACUUUCGUACAAA